Argentina anserina (silverweed cinquefoil) is the source of this 1356-nucleotide messenger RNA. RefSeq lists its product as uncharacterized. Gene Ontology annotation, molecular function: protein dimerization activity. The transcript has 4 exons. Lineage: Eukaryota; Viridiplantae; Streptophyta; Magnoliopsida; Rosales; Rosaceae. Bases 1 to 1356 code for a protein of 451 amino acids. The record is from RefSeq and is a predicted model, not a curated record.
AUGUUGAUGAAACAUGUUGGAAGCAUCACAUCUCAACACAUAGCUGCCCUGCAAAAAUGGGAUUCGUUGAGGAACUCAGAUGGCCAUAUUGAAAGAGUUCUUGAGACAAGGUCAUUGAAGGACGUGGAAGACAAUCGAUUGAGGCUUACAACUUCAAUAGAGAGUGUUAGAUUGCUUGCUAAUCAAGGAGCUCCUUUUAGAGGCCAUGAUGAAUCUAAAAACUCCUUGAAUCGUGGAUAUUUUCAAGAAGUAAUAAAAUCAUUUUCAAGGAUGAGUGUGGAUAUUGAGAGAGUUGUCUUAGAAAAUGCCCCUAGAAAUUCCAAGUACACUAGUCCCUCAAUUCAAAAGCAAAUCCUCAAUAUCCUUUGUAACAAAGUAACGGGCAAGAUCCGAGAUGAAGUUGGGAACUCCAAAUAUUGUAUUCUUGUUGAUGAAGCUAUAGACGUGUCCGUGAAAGACAUGAGAGGUCAAGGAUAUGAUGAUGCUAGUAAUAUGAGGGGAAUUUAUAAUGGGUUACAAGCAUUGUUUAUUGAAGAGUGUCCUUAUGCAUAUUUUGUGCAUUAUUUUGCUCACCGUUUUCAGUUGGUAUUAAAUGCUACAGCUCAAGGGGUUAAAGAAAUUUGGAGUUUAAUUGAAUUGUUUAGCUCAAUAAAGAAAACUCUUAAUGAUAUGAUUGAUCAAGGAAAUGGAGGACAAGCUGAAGCUAUUCUUGGAGCUUUGAGGUCUUUUGAGUUUGUGUUCUGCUUGCUUCUAAUGAACAAAGUAUUAAAAGUUACUGAUUUUCUUUGUCAGACAUUGCAGCGGAAAUCUCUAGACUUUGUGCAUGCUAUGAUUUUUGUUGGACUUACAAAGUCACUUCUUCAAGAAAUGAGAGAAGAAGGUUGGGAGGAUUUGUUGAGUGAAUUGAAUAAAAGAUUCUCAGACCAAGCAUCAGAACUCCUUAUUCUUAGUUCAACCUUAGAUCCUCGGGAUAACUUCAAGAGUUUUAAAGCUGAAGAUGUUUGCAAUCUUGCCAAGAAGUUUUAUCCUGAAGAUUUUGAUGAUGGUGAAAUGUUUACUCUUCAAUCAGAGUGUGCAUAUUAUGAGAAAGAUAUGCGACGUGAUCCAAAGUUCCAGAAAUUAGAAUCCAUUGCUGAUUUGUGCCACACUUUGGUUCUAACAAGGAAGUCUGAAUUUUUUCCUAUGCUUUAUAGAUUGAUUUGUUUAGUUUUGACUAUUCAUGUUUCUACGACAACAACUAAAAGGGCAUUUUCAGCUAUGAACAUCAUCAAUAAUAAACUUAGAAAUAAGAUGGAAGAUGAGUUUCUUGGUGAUUGUAUGGUCCUUCAUAUUGAAAAAGAGAUGCUGAGUCUAUAG